AGGCGUCGUUCGAGGUGCACGCUCUCAAGGAGGCGCAGACGCUGCUCAAGAUGCAGGAGGCCUUUGACCGCGACCUGACCGAUACCUUCACGGGGCUCAGCGUCAACGAGACCAUGUUUAAGCUUAUUCGGCUAGGGUACCACAAACGUGCGACAAAGAUCCAGAGCGAGUUCAAGGUACCAGAGAAGGUUGCGUGGUGGCUCAGACUACGCGCCCUGGUUGCAAAGCGAGACUGGAACGAGAUUGAAGAGCUCGCAAAGACGAGAAAAAGCCCGAUUGGGUGGGAGCCGUUUUACAACUUCAUGCUGCAGGCGGGUAACCCGCGGCUGGCGGCGGUCUUUGUGCCAAAGUGCACGGGACUGGAACCGGGAACGACCAUUACCAUGUACGAAAAGUGCGGGAUGCGGGUCAAGGCGGCGGAGGAGGCGGUGAAGCUCAAGGACGCCGAGGCGUGGGGUAGGCUCCUCGAGGCGGCGGGACGGGGAACGCAGGAGGGGCGGGAGAUUGAGAAGCUCGGAGCCGCGGUUUUCAAGAAGUGAGGCUGGCGAUUGUUUUUUUGCGAAGGCGAGGUAGGCGAAGCAUUUGACGCUUUCUUCGAGGACGAAGAUGAUGAGAUCAGACGAAGGAGAGGGGGGGGGGGGCGCGGGGUGCCAGGGUUAAAAGGGGUUG
Colletotrichum acutatum is the source of this 669-nucleotide messenger RNA. RefSeq lists its product as uncharacterized. The record is from RefSeq and is a predicted model, not a curated record. The transcript is spliced from 3 exons. Gene Ontology annotation, biological process: endosomal transport; intracellular protein transport; vacuole fusion, non-autophagic. Gene Ontology annotation, cellular component: lysosomal membrane; cytoplasm; HOPS complex. Bases 51 to 539 code for a protein of 162 amino acids. Lineage: Eukaryota; Fungi; Ascomycota; Sordariomycetes; Glomerellales; Glomerellaceae. Gene Ontology annotation, molecular function: actin binding.